UGCCACGCCAGCAGUGCCAGGUCACAUUGCCACGUCAGACAUAGUGCCACGACAGCAGUGCCACAUCAGCAGUACCACGUCAGACACAGUGCCACGUCAACAGUGCCACAUAAGCAGCAGUGCCACGUCAGCAACAUGACGGGCCUGCCAGGCCAACUGGCCAAUGAGACCAUUGCCGCCUACAAGCAGCGUUGCCUGGCUCAGAUAGAGGCUGAGGAACAACGCCUGCUGGCAGUCGAGGCUGCCCGCGUACAGGCUGAAGAGGCAGCAGCAGCAGAGAAGCUGCGGCUACAGGCCGAUGCAGACGCAGAUUCCCAGGCUCGCCGCAAGGAAGCCCAGGAUCUGCUACAGCGGCAUGAAGCCACAAGCAUCGACAGACUCAAGUUUUGGCUGUUUGAACCGAACGGCGACGAGGCAACACCGGAAGAGCAGCAUAAGGAGUUCCUCUCCAAACUCGUGACACGGUUGCUGUAUGCUUGCAACUACCAACGGUCAGAGUUGGAGAGACAGUACCAGGACGUGACGCAACAGCAUCAGGAGUUGGCGACGAUCCGCCGCACAGUGCAGAGCCACGAGGAUGCAACUCGGGCACUCAAUGCCCGUUUGCUGGACCUGGAACAGGCUGUACCAGGACCAACUGCUGGGGCUUCCAGCAGUGCACCCUCUAGCCGCCAACUGGAGGAACACGUUGACCACAUCCUGGCAAUGCUCGGUGACAUUAACACCUUCGCUGCGUCGUCCACCAUCAGCACUCAGCUGCAUACCUUGAAGACCGAGGUCCAACAGCUGCAGAUUCUGCCUGUCGCUAAGCACAAGUACAUCGGCGCCCUGUUCCUGAACUCAAAGGGCGGAUGCCAGGCUUGGUUGACCCACCUGGCAACCUCCCACGGCGUCGACGUACCGGACCUCAAGGACAAGAUCACAUGGAAAGAACUGACACGGUUGUGGAAGAAGCGGUUCAUCGUCGACGACGCGCCAGCACUCGCCAUCAACCGACUGUUCACCAUGUCACAGGGCAACACAGCAACACGGGACUGGCUCACGGAGUGGCAGAAGAUUGCGGCUGUGCCCAAUCUGAACUUACCAUUCGAGCAUCUACGCCGUGAGUUCUACAACAGGUCCUGUGCUGCAUUGAGCCAGGCUCUUGGUGAUCGCGAGCAGUACAGCACUUUCGCAGAGAUCAUCAACAAGGCGAGAGAGCUCAUCAAGACUAACAGGCCGGCUGCACACGAGAAGUCCAUGUGGCAGCCAACCUAUGUGGAGAAGGUACGAACUGGUCCGCGACAGCAGCAGUUCGCUACAGUCCAGUCGGACAGUGGAGAUAACCCAGCAGCCACUCCAGCAUCAAGUGAUGGAGAUCAGGUGGCUGUUGUCCAGCCGCGAAGCACCAAGUCCCGCAACAAUGGGAAGGCGAAAUCCGCAUCGCAGGCCGGAAAUGGACAGCCAGGACAGUUUCCAUGGGUCAAGUUUGGCUUGACCGAGGCGGAGUACAAGGUCCGCGGCCGUGAGGCGACUCCACCUUCUACUCCGCCAGAUUCGGCCGCCUUGCUAGCGGCCUACUGCACAUCUGGGGAGGAUGCGAAUGUCGCAAGUCCUCGGUACGCUUACGAGGAUUAUGUUGUCCACUUGGUUCCACCGCUGGACCAACCGCUCCACGUGCAACAAUCCAUCGCAUGCACGGUUUCAUCACCAUCGGCAACCGAUUCGGCAGCUUCGCCGCAAUCUAUCGUCGGGGAUUCGACGUCAUGGUCAAGACUUGAAGAGCUCGACCCAUUGACGUUCACGGACUUCCAAUGGAUGCCCGUUCCCUCGACCGGACGAUUGCUGAAACCGCAUUGCAGCGUGCUUAUGGCACAAUUGCGGGACUACUUGCACACUGCAGUACCAGCUCCGUUGAUGGACGCCGGAGCAGAGGUUGUCGACCUUCUCGCGUACAUCGCGAAGAUCGACCGCGAGUUCAAGACGCAACGGUACGACGACAUCGACGCACCAUUGCUAUACAUACGCAUUCAGAUCGGAGAGGCGACCUGCAGUGCCUUGAUCGAUUGCGGAGCAUCUCGCAACUACAUCAGCCAGGACUUCAUGGUACGCGCCGGCCUUGGCCCACGCGUCCAGAGGAAGUCCCAGCCUACGCAAGUCACCCUGGCAGACGGUCAUACGCACAAGUCCAUCGACCGGUGCAUUGACGCCGUCCCAAUGUACUUUGCCCCUCACACAAGUGAGGCGGUGUCCUUUGACAUUUUGGACACCAAAUUCUACAUGAUCUUGGGCAUGGCAUGGCUGCGAAGCAAGGAUCACCUGGUGAACUUCUUCAACCGCACCGUUCACGUUCGUGACCAGAACGGAGUAUUAGUUUCAUGCACGGUGCCUCUUCCUCAUCCUUCGAUCAGCUGCCACGUGGUAACCGCCGCAAGCAUGCGAGCUUCCAUCAUCAGAGACGACAUCGAGGAGAUGGGGGUCCCCAAUCCUCCAGAGGCCAGACUGAAACCUCUGGACAAGCAGCAGUUAAUGUCUCGCUGGAAACUCAUGGCGAAAAGGAUCGGAAGCCAGAUCCAGCUGAAGGACAAGGAUCAAAAUCGAGGUUUAACGAACAGGUCGAUCAAGGAAAAGGAUGCCAAUGGUGGGAAUGGAAGAAAUCGGACUACCGACCAAGGCCACGGACAAGCGGGCACAGAUGUUGAACAGGGAAGGACUCUUAUGAUAUCCAGCUCUGGAUUGAAAUUCGAACCUGUCACAUUGUCAUUCCACGGUUUGUGCUACGAGAUAGACAUUCCAGGAAUCAGGCAUCCUAGGAUCCUUCUCAACCAUGUGUCCGGCUAUGCCAAGCCAGGAACAAUGACAGCACUGAUGGGAAGCAGUGGAGCUGGCAAGACCACUCUCCUUGAUGUGCUUGCUGGGAGGAAGACCAUUGGCCGAAUCAAUGGAGAGAUUCUCGUUAAUGGAUAUCCUGUGGUUCAGCAGACUUAUGCUCGGAUCCGAGGAUAUGUUGAGCAGAAUGACAUUCACACCCCCUUUGCCACAGUUCGGGAGUCUUUGGAAUUCAGUGCAACACUUCGCCUGCCAAGAGGGACACCAGCAAAAAUAAGGCGAGACUAUGUUAAAGAGGUGAUGGACUUGCUUGAUCUUCACCCCAUUGCUAACCAUCUGGUGGGUAUAAGAGGGGAUGGAGGCCUUUCGAUAGAACAAGCGAAAAGGCUAACAAUCGCUGUGGAACUGGUCGCAAAUCCAAGCAUAUUGUUCCUUGAUGAGCCAACGAGUGGACUGAGCAGUCGAGCUGCUCAAAGUGUGAUCACUGGCAUACAGAACAUAGUUGCAACGGGCCGAAGUGUCAUUUGCACCAUUCAUCAGCCAAGUAGACGCUUGUUCCUGGCUUUCAAUCAAUUGCUGUUAAUGAAGACAGGAGGAGAGGUGGUUUACUUUGGUCCUCUUGGACACGAUGGCAGAGAUCUUUUGGACUACUUCGAAUCACUUCCUGGUAUUCCGAAAUGCAGGAAUGACCAGAAUCCAGCCUCCUACAUGCUUGAAGUGGUGGGAGCGGGUAUUGGCCAUGCUGCACCACGGGACUUUGUGCAGGAUUAUCAGAGGAGUGAACUAGCUCAGCGAAAUGAGGAGACUCUGACUCACCUCAGGCAUGGAAAGGGAAAGCUGGGCUAUAAUCCAACGGCGAAGGGGUACGCAGCCUCACCAGGAUUGAUGGGUCUCACCAUUUUCAAGAGAAUGUUUCGAACGUAUUGGCGAAAUGUUUCUUACAGCGUUGGGAGGAUCAUGUUCCAUAUUGGCUUGGGUCUUCUUUUGGGAACUACUUAUGUCCGGAUCCAUGGCAAGAUGCGCGUAGACCUUCCGACAGUACUUUCAAUGGGCGGCUUGAUUUACAUUGCAUUGGUGUUUAUUGCAAUGGUAAAUGCUAACAACGUCAUUCCGCAGGUAAACUACGAGCGGCCAGUGUACUACCGGGAGCAAGCGUCCAAUAUGUAUUCCACAUUCUUGUACAAUGUUUCAUGGGGUUUUGCUGAGACAGCAACAAUUAUAAUUCCCAUCGUCUCCAACAUAUGGAAUAUAAUGUCUGGCUUUAUGAUCCCAAAGAAGAGCAUUCCCAACUUCUACAUCUGGCUUUUCUGGGUGAAUCCUACACAAUACGCAUUGAAUGCGCUCACUUCGAUCGCAUUCUAUUGUGACGUUCAAAAGAAUCCUAACUGCCCGAAGCUGAAGGAGACGGAUGCUUAUGUGUGGCCAACGAUGAAAGCAGCACGGUCUCUGGACUACAGCAGACGCUAUAUCGACAUGCUGGCACUGCUUUUAUUCAUGGCUGCGUUCCGUGCUCUUGCCUACGUUGCUCUGAAGUUCAUGAAGUACAACAGACGGUGAAAGCAGGACAAACAAGUGCCAAGUCAGACUUGCGAAAGUUUGACCCGUCAAUGCCACGAUGUAUACACGCAUGGAAAAGGGGAAGUAGCCGGGCCUGACUCCGUAAUGGCUUUAGGUGUUUCGGCGGGUCAGCUAGAAGGAAGGAUAGAGGCAGUUGGUUUGCGCUGAGCGAUAGCCACGGCUGAGCUGGGCUCGGCUGAGGGAUGGCCAAGGUCUAGGUCUGGAUUAGAUGAGGGAUAGGCUGUGGUUGAGCUGUGACAUAACCACAGCCGGGCCGGACUGAGGCAUAGAUAGCCCAGAACUCCAGCAACAUUUGCUGUAACAUGGUGAUCCUCAGGUGCUCAGAAUUUUAACAACAUAUUGCUGAAGUUCGGAGGAUUGGAGCGACAUGAACAUAUUGCUGAGGUUUGCAUUUGAUGUUUGAACACUUGGCCCACUUUUACU
This is a messenger RNA of Chara braunii, 4809 nucleotides long. The record is from the annotation of a GenBank genome assembly. NCBI's taxonomy places the organism in Eukaryota, Viridiplantae, Streptophyta, Charophyceae, Charales, Characeae.